Molecule: messenger RNA, 402 nt
Organism: Iphiclides podalirius (scarce swallowtail)
Lineage: Eukaryota; Metazoa; Arthropoda; Insecta; Lepidoptera; Papilionidae
Source: the annotation of a GenBank genome assembly
AUGGACAAUGAAGAUAUAAUAUUUGAUAUACACAAGCUAAGCUUGAAUAGUGAUUUUGACUCGCAAGUGCAAGAAAUUUUGAAAUUUAUAAGGCUUUCAAAGUCGGAGGUGGAACAUUUGCAGCUAUUAUUUAAUGAUUUGCAGAAUACAUUGCAAACAGCUUGGCCAGGUUGUGAAGUCCAGGCAUUUGGGUCUAUUGUUACAGGACUGGGAAUAAAGUCCAGUAAUGUAGAUUGUUACAUCAGUUUGCCUACUUGGCUACCGAAUCGUGGCGCGGCCAUUAGAUGUCGUGACCUGGAGCACUUCCCAAGCGGUGUGUUGGGGAAGGGAAGUGUAUUUGUUUUAAUUACGGAACAUGAUUCAAGAAAAGGAAAGCUGGAAAAUAGAUUUCCAACCUACUUA